This is a messenger RNA of Diabrotica balteata, 392 nucleotides long. The record is from the annotation of a GenBank genome assembly. Lineage: Eukaryota; Metazoa; Arthropoda; Insecta; Coleoptera; Chrysomelidae.
AUGAACGCUGAACGUAGAAGAGAGCGGUGGAAUUCACUCAUGCGUCGUUUUCGAGGACGCCAGCUGAACUUAUGUCCAUCCUGUAAUUUAGUAGCAGUUUACACGCCCAAAACAAAGAUCUCCGCCUGCGAAAUAACCUCCAGCGGCCGUUUUGUGGUGCUAGCAUUGGACGGAUGCAAAAAGCUGGUGACGCUCGAGCUAAAAGGUCCGGGUAUCGGCGAAACACCCGAAAGCGAAACGUACGGCGAGGAAGAAAACGCGGGAAAAACGUUUGUGCUACCAGAAAACUGCUGACCAGAAUAAAGGAAUCUUAGUCCAUAAUUCUCAAAUCUUUAACUUUUAGACUAUUACUAUAAGGAUGAGAGACUUCAAAUGGAAAGAGAAUUUGAACC